Messenger RNA from Coniophora puteana RWD-64-598 SS2, 315 nucleotides. RefSeq lists its product as uncharacterized. The transcript has 6 exons. NCBI's taxonomy places the organism in Eukaryota, Fungi, Basidiomycota, Agaricomycetes, Boletales, Coniophoraceae. The record is from RefSeq and is a predicted model, not a curated record. The coding region runs from base 1 to 315 and encodes 104 amino acids.
AUGAACAAGGGGGAGCUCACUGAUGCCAAGGUGCCAGCUAUCCCAAAGGCCAAAGGGAAUAUCUGCAAAAUUGUUGAGGAUAUCAGCCUCAUCAAGGGCCACCACCUACUCCUGCCAGAGGAGGGGGGUAACCACCCUGAGCAUGCCCCGCUCAAGGAGACCCCGCAGGGCAUCAUUGCGGGUAGGGAAGGGAAGGGAGCUGCCCGUCAGCUAGCCCAGAAAGGCGAGAAUGCCUGGCAUGGCAAUGCAGGAACCUGGAGAAAGAAGGCCUGGAAGGCAGCAACUGGUGCAGCCCAUGCUCAGCAACCCAUCUAA